Mycena citricolor is the source of this 837-nucleotide messenger RNA. NCBI's taxonomy places the organism in Eukaryota, Fungi, Basidiomycota, Agaricomycetes, Agaricales, Mycenaceae. The record is from the annotation of a GenBank genome assembly.
CUGCAUCAGCCACUGCGCCCUUGGCUUAUAUUCUUACUGUUAUUCGUGCGAAUCAUAAUCCUUGAACGCUGGGCAGCGUAUGUAACCCGUGCUGGCACAGCAGCAAUGCCAUAUCUCGAUUUCCGCGCCAUGGACGGCGUAGGACCGCACAGCCUGGGUGGGAUCCAAUGCUGUAUACUCCAAGCCAGUCUCAGUGUCACGCAGUCGGGAAGCGACGGUGAAUGACCAUGUUUCGGACGGGAGAGUGAUGAACAUGCGAUACUUGGGCGAUGGACCCAUCAUCGGAUCAUCCGUGAUAUCGGGACGCCACCUGGGCCUCAAUUUUUGGGAGAAAUGCAGGACUAUAAGAGUCCGGUCCUGAACCGUGUGCGGUAUUAGACCCACCCCCUCUUACUCCUGCCACCUCACAAACACCAUAAUGGUUACCACUCGCGUGCUCGUCUUCGCUGCUGUUGCGUUUUUCGCAUCUAGAGUCGUGACAGCAGCCCCAACUUCGAGCUUCAACAUCCCAGACGGUACCAGAACUCCUUCUCUUACCCCAGUUCUGCCCGCUGCAACAUCGCACGUGGUCCGACAACUUACCACCGCUUUUUGGGGACACGUCGAGGAGCCUAAGAGAGGAGACUACGUCCAGUUGACUAGCUCCAAGUCUGAGACAUAAAGCUGAACACUAGUCUGGUCCCCAUAUAUCACGAGGCGUUUAGGUCUUGGCAUUUAUAUUUUUUCUGGAGGAGCAGGGCACUUGAAUCAGUAGAGUAAACAUAAUCCAUCGGCACUAUAUAUUGUGCUCAAAAACCGAUGCAAAUUUGCAAAGAGCGUGGACGACGUCUCAUGGCG